This is a messenger RNA of Malaya genurostris, 2799 nucleotides long. RefSeq names its product galactosylgalactosylxylosylprotein 3-beta-glucuronosyltransferase I (gene GlcAT-I). Gene Ontology annotation, cellular component: Golgi membrane. The coding region runs from base 365 to 1321 and encodes 318 amino acids. Gene Ontology annotation, molecular function: galactosylgalactosylxylosylprotein 3-beta-glucuronosyltransferase activity. The record is from RefSeq and is a predicted model, not a curated record. Gene Ontology annotation, biological process: carbohydrate metabolic process; chondroitin sulfate proteoglycan biosynthetic process. Lineage: Eukaryota; Metazoa; Arthropoda; Insecta; Diptera; Culicidae. The transcript is spliced from 3 exons.
UAGUCAUAUCUAACACAUAUUAUUGUUGAAUAGUCAUUAAAAGUUAUACAAAAGCCAGAGCUGCAUUUCUUUUAAAUUAGUUUUUGGCACUUGAUCCAAUGCGACACAAAACCGAUCAUUUAUGAAUAACGAGUACGAGCGGCUAUUUCCAAUUAACGAAAUGUAAACAUAAGAUUUGCCUUCGUGUGCAGUUUCAGAAAGCCUUCGUACGAAAGCACCUGUGCAGAGUUUGAAAAAACGGCGAAUCAUUGACUAUUGCUUUAAUAUGUGAGAAACAAGCUCGCCAGGAAGCAUUUGCCCGUCCAAGUAGAUAAUCUAUUGCUGUUUUUAUAACUAUAAAUUAUAAUCCAAGUUUUUCAAAAUAAUGAACCAAGAAAUUCGCAUUAAGACAAAGCACUUCUAUGUCGUGCUAGUGAUAUUAGGCUUCCUGCUGAUAUAUAGUUUAAGUUCAAGCCGAGACUGUGAUGAGAAUAAUCAGGCACUGGAAGAUCCCGAGUUUGUUGCAGAACGGGAAGCCUUCCUGCCUAACCAGAAGGGACCAACAAUUUACGCCAUAACGCCAACGUAUUCACGACCGGUGCAAAAAGCAGAACUAACCAGGUUAUCUCAGGUGAUUCGACUGGUGCCGAACGUGUUUUGGGUGCUAGUGGAGGAUGCUGAUCAUAACACAGAUCUGGUUGCUAAUCUUAUUAGCAGAAGUGGUCUCCAAGAAAGAAGUGUUCAAUUAUUCGCGAAGACACCAACCAACAUGAAGCUUCAGGGGAAAGACCCGAAUUGGCUAAAACCUCGCGGCGUAGAGCAACGCAAUAAAGCGUUGGAUUGGAUUAGAAAACAUCUCGCUGAAAGUGGUGGGCGGGAUAGACACUCUGUUAUCUACUUUAUGGAUGACGAUAACACCUACAGCACUGAUUUGUUUAUUGAAAUGUCCAAGAUUGAACGGAAUAAAGUUGGCGUUUGGCCUGUCGGACUGGUCGGUGGACUUAUGGUUGAGAAGCCGGUAUUGAAUAGGGAUGGGAUUGUCCUGGGAUUCAACAGUGCAUGGCGACCGGAGCGACCGUUUCCGUUUGAUAUGGCAGGUUUCGCAAUAAGUUCCGAUCUUAUUCUGGAUAAUCCACAAGCGCAGUUUAGCUACGAAGUUGAACGUGGAUAUCAGGAAAGUGAACUGUUGCGGCACCUCACCAUUGUUCAUGAAAUGCAACCGUUAGCUAAUAAGUGCACCGAUGUGCUGGUAUGGCACACGCGUACUGAGGCACCUAAACUUGACGCGGAAAAGCUAUUGAUAAAGUCUGGCAAAAGAUCUGAUGACGGACUCGAAGUUUAAUGAUAAAUCUCGCCCACAUUUGAUAGACUAAAAAAGCCUUUUAAAACCAGCAAUACGAUAUAAUCGAAUGUCGUUUUGAUGUACGUUUAGUUCACAAAAACUUGCCUAGUUGUCAUAGUAAUGUGGAAAGCAAGCAAAAAUAUUAUUUCGGUUACUUUCUGAUAUUGUAGCAUAAAGAUGUGUAUAAAAUGGCCAACAUUCAGUAUUAGUGAACAAAUCCGUCGACUUCAACAUCAGUUUCGGAGAUAGCAUGUAAUUUUUUUCAAUGUAGAUAUAAUUCAUAAAAAAUAGAUAAUGGUCUUUAGAGUUAUGAAGCGCUUUUGCUAUAUGAUGCAGAAUAAAUCCAAACAAACAAACACAUUUGAUCAUAUCUUAUAAACGGAAGAGUAAUGAAAUUACGGUAUAAUGCGUUCUUUCGAGAUACUGUUACUACACACUAGUAGUGCUACAUGCACAUGACAGAUAAUCUUUCCGGUUUAACUGAAAUCGAUCUAAAUUUUGAUAGUAUAUUAAACGGAAUUUUAUGUUCUACGAGGUGCUUCAAAUGUUAUAUUGAAAUACGAAAACGCGACGAGAAUUCCUGGAUACAACUAUUUUAAUAUUCAUGCGAAAAAUUCUAAUAUUUCGGCUUGACUUUCAUGGCUUUUCACACAACAGCCUGUGCCUCCCGAAAAGCCAAUUUAUGACAGAUAAUAAUGGAAAUUGGAAUGCAUUGAAAAAGUUCCCCUAUUUUGUACCUAUGUUUAGUACGUUUUAUCCGAAUAACGUAGAAAGCGCUCAAAACAGAGAUUAUAGUAAAGCUAACAUUUUUUGUCUGGUUCAAUAAUAACGAUCUAAACAUUGUCGUUGCGUAAGAUUAAAAUAAUUCGCAACUCCAGAACUUUUCUCAACACAAAAAUUACCGAUGUCUUCAAUACGAUUUGGAAUAUGUUUACUAAACUGAGAACACUCAGUUGCCAUAAAUUUAAUUUUGGUAUGGGACCACUAUCAGUUAAGGUGUGCAAAUGUUUCGCGAAUAAUAUUUUGAAUUCCUCAAAACUGGAAUCCGAAAAAGUUCUUGUGAUAAGUUUAAAACUACUGCAUUGGUAACAUUGAAACCACCUGCUUCCGACAUCACGAAUAGACCUUGCUAAGGAUGAUUAAAGCUUGAUAGUAGAAAUAACAUAUAGCCGUAGAUAUAUUCAAUGAAACAUUGAAAGGAUUUUCAAGCUCGAAUCAGCUUGUGAUUAGUUUAGUGUUUGCUCAAACAAACUAGAUUUAACACAAAAUAUAUGAGAUAUUUCCUAUUUAUGAUAUUUGAGGUUGAUAGAUUUCGAUAGACGGCACAAUGAAAAUAUUUUUAACUGAUGCACAUUCAUGUACUCGUAUUCAUAGAACAACUUUUAACAUGCAGAAACAUUUUAAAUGUGUUUUUCAAGAAGGCUCGUCAGACCACAAAUGUAUAAUGUCAAUUGAAUAAAAUUAUGUUAUUAAAUCAA